Molecule: messenger RNA, 4532 nt
Organism: Cavia porcellus (domestic guinea pig)
Lineage: Eukaryota; Metazoa; Chordata; Mammalia; Rodentia; Caviidae
Gene: Traip
Product: TRAF interacting protein
Exons: 16
Coding region: 2353-3549 (398 amino acids)
Biological process (GO): protein ubiquitination; replication fork processing
Cellular component (GO): nucleus; site of DNA damage
Molecular function (GO): ubiquitin protein ligase activity
Source: RefSeq, a predicted model, not a curated record
CGUCUUGCCAAGAUUACUUGUAACUGAAGGCUGAGAGCGUGGGGCCUUAUUCUAUUUGGGGAACUAAGGGGUGCCAGCACACGGUCUAUUUAUGCCCAGAGCCCUGGGUACCCAUCGAGACCAUUAACUCAUUCCCUAGCGGCUGCAUUCUUCUUGACUGUCCGGAAGUGCAAAAAGAACCAAGGUGAGGAGCCCAGGCCCGGUCCCCCUUGCGCCAGCUGUAGCUUGGAACCACAACGCCAAGCUUUGCCCGGGAAAAGGGCCUAGCUGGCAGCGCAGACGCUUUACCCCCAAGCCUACACAGCGUUCCAGUCUUCUCCAGAGACUUCAGGCAGCUACUGCGCUCAGUCCCUGCGUCCUCCAUAGCUUUUGUGCCGCUAAGCCCUGCCCCCCCUGGUCCCGCCCUCUGAGAAAUUUAUCCAAUCAGGUCCAGAAAUAAAGGUUGCCGCACCUUUUCGGUGUCGUCAUUUCCGGUCCUCUCCGGGAAGUCGCACUGUGGAGCCAAAUUUGAAGCCUUCUGGGAGGCGGGAACGCGAUCUGCCCGCUGGACCUGUAGCGGUUUUCUUAGCUGCCUGGGCCGCUGGCCUCCUGCCAUCAUGCCUAUCCGUGCACUGUGCACUAUCUGCUCCGAUUUAUUUGACCACUCCCGUGAUGUGGCCGCCAUCCACUGUGGCCACACUUUCCACCUGCAAUGGCAGGUGCUUAUACUGCUGAGCUAAAUCCAUGGCCCUGUCUCACUCUUUUUUUAUUGUUUGUUUGUUUGUUUUUUCCCCAGUAUUGGGGAUUGAACCCAGGCCCCUCACCUAGCUACAUGCCAGAUCUUUUUAGUUUUUGACAGGCUCACACUAAAUUUUACAAACUUGUGAUCCUCCUGCGUCAGCCUCCUCGAGUUCUUGGAUUACAGGUGCACACUGCUUUGCCUGGCUCCUGUCUCACCCUUAUAAGGACCCUUGUAAUAAUCUUUCCAUCUCAGGAGUUGUACAGCACAUGCUUAGUGGGCUGGAAGCCCUGGGGUCAAUCCACAGCACCACAAAAGAAUAACAAAAACAAAGAAACAAAAAAAGUAGCAACAACAAAAACUCUUAAUCAUAAAAUUCCUCACAAUGUGGUAUAUUCACAAGUUUUAGAUAUUAGGACAUGGACUUUUUUUGGUACUAAUACAUAAUUCUACCCACAGUUUUCUUUCCAGAACUUCCAUUUAUACAUGUGCUAGAGUUUCUCAGAUUAUUUUCUGUGUUUUAUCAAUUCUAUAUUUUCUUAUCUUCUUACUUUUUUUUUUUUUUUUUUUUUAAUCAGUGCCAGGGCUUGAACACAGGACUGUGUGCUUGCAAAGCAGGCACUUAAGCCACUCAGCUAAAUCCCCAGCCCCAUCUUCUUACUUUUUAAUAUUUCCUUUAGCUGUGUUAAAUCCAUAUAUUGGCUUCUUAAUUUUGGCCAGUUUUUAGUUUUAGAAUUUGCAACUUUCAGCUGAGUGUGGUAACACAUGUCUGUAACCUUAGCACUCAGGAGGCUGAGGCAGGAGGAUCACUGUGAGUUCAAGGCCAGCCUAAACUACAUAGUAAGUUAAAGGCUAUUUUCAACUACAUAGUGAGACUUUGUCUCAAAAAACACAAAAACAAACAACAAAAAAAAAAAAGAUUCUGUGACUUGCUGUUUGUUUUUGUUUUUCUUCUUUUGAGAUGCAGUCUUACUAUGCUCCCCAGGCUGGUCUCUACUUCAUGAGCUGAAGCUGCCUAACUUUAUUGGAUUCUUUUUAAAUCUUACGUGUCACCGUUUCAUCGUUAAUUCUGUACUGAUAUUGCAGACAUGGUUUUUUUUUUUAGCAUAAUGUGUUUGGUCUGUAAUUGACAACCCCAGUACCUGAGGGCUCACGUGUUCUUCUGUUUUGUGCUCCUAAUCCUUUCCCCUGUGUGCUGGUUUACAUUUUAAGUUUAUUGAAGUAUAAUAUAGUCACAGCAAAGUACAAGUGACCUGCAGAAUUUUCACAAACAAGCACAUCCAUGCAAUCAGAAUUCAAAUCAAGAAAGGGAUAUUAGGGUCAGGGGUUUAGCUCAGCGGCACAAGUGCCUGCCUGACAAACACAAGGUCAUGAGUUCAAUCCCCAGUACCAAAAAGAAAAAAAAAGAAAGAAGAUAUUGGGCCGAGGCAUAGUUCAGUGUAAGAGGUCCUGAGUUCGAUCUACAGCAUUGCCUGAAAGAAGAAGGAAGAGAAAGGAAAGGGACCUGCUGGGAUUACAGCCUUGUUCAGUGGUUUGAGACAGCACCAAGUCGGACGUGCCCACAAUGCCGAAUCCAGGUUGGUAAAAGAACCAUUAUCAAUAAGCUCUUCUUUGACCUGGCUCAGGAGGAGGAGAUGACCCUGGAUGCAGAAUUCUUAAAGAAUGAACUGGAUAAUAUCAGAGCCCAGCUUUCCCAGAAAGAGAAGGAGAAACGGGACAGCCAGAACAUCAUCGACACCCUGCGGAACAUGCUGGAAGAACGCAAUGCCACUGUGGAAUCUUUGCAGGCGGCCCUAGAUAAGGCUGAGAUGCUCUGCUCCACACUCAAAAAGCAGAUGAAAUACUUGGAGCAGCAGCAGAAUGAGACUAAGCAAGCACAGGAGGAGGCCCGCCGACUCAGGAACAAGAUGAAGACCAUGGAACAGAUUGAGCUCCUACUCCAGAGCCAGCGGCCUGAGGUGGAGGAAAUGAUUCGAGACAUGGGUGUGGGACAGUCAGCGGUGGAACAGCUGGCAGUAUACUGUGUGUCUCUCAAGAAAGAGUAUGAAAAUCUGAAAGAGAUGAGAAAGGCCUCAGGGGAGCUGGCUGACAAGCUGCGGAAGGACUUGGUCCUCUCCAGAAACAAGUUGCAGACAGUCUACUCUGAAUUAGAUGAGACCAAGCUGGAGCUAAAGUCAGCUCAGAAGGACUUACAAAAUGCUGACAAGGAAAUCACGAGCCUGAAAAAGAAGCUAACGAUGUUACAGGAAACCUUGAACUUGCCACCAGUGACCAGUGAGACUGUCAACCGCCUGGUUUUAGAGAGCCCAGCCCCCAUGGAGAUGUUAAACCUGAAGCUCUGCCGGCCAUCCUGCCACAGCGUCGUUGACCUUGAUGCUACCUUUGAUGUGGAUACCCCGCCAGCCCAGCCCUCUGGCUCCCAGCGUGGCUGCUUCAAGAAGCUCUGCCUGGAGAAAGCACACUCUCCUGUUGAAGACAUGUUCAGGAAGAAGCCCAAAGUUCCUAAACAGGACUCCCAGGACACCCUGGGUGGCCAAAGUCACAUAGAAGAGCCAGAUGAGGAACUAGCUGGUGCCUUUCCUGUCUUCAUCCGCAAGGGUGUCUUGGGUCAGAAACAGCCCAAGAGGGCCAUGACCAACUCCUGUCAUAGCACAGAUGUGGUAAGAAUGGGCUUCGAUGGCCUUGGGGGACGGACAAAAUUCAUCCAGUCUACUGACACAACUGUCAUCCGCCCACUACCAGUUAAGUCUAAGGCCAAGACCAAGCAGAGAGUAAGAGCAAAGACUGUGCAGCCUCCCUCUCAGACCAAGCUGGACACCUUCCUGUGGUAACAAGGACAGUCUGAGCAGUGGUCAGAUACGCGCCUCCAAUGAGUAACCAAGAACUGGCCAGGCAAGGGGUCUUUUAGGGGAUGGCCUCUUUCAGGACCAUCCUGGAGAGCAAGGUAAAUGAGCAGGCAGAGCUGCCAGUGACACCAAGAGACUGUGCUUCCUGUGCUCACUGUGCCUUUCCCCACAACACUGGACUUACCAUUAGGAGUCUGUAUGGUUCCAAUUGGCUUCUCAUUUUAAGCUUCUGCUUAUAGCAGUGACCAGUUGACUGAGUCCUGGUCCUGGAGACGAGGAUCACUUGUUGAUUGUGGGUGUGGACAAAAGCCCUUGAGGUUUCUCAGGCAUCCCAGCCAGUGUAUUCUCCUUUCCUGGCUUAAUACUAGGGAUGACUUGGGCCCAGCAGAGUAGAGGACAGAGUUGACAAUGGUGUGAAGAUGGGGGAAAUUUUCUGUGUAAAGUAACAAAUGAUAGUCUUUCCUUCCUGGCUCUGGGAGUAUAAAUUUGCUGUGAUUUUGGAAAAUCGUUUGGGAUGACUUUGUAAAGCAGGUACAUCUCCUAGACCCAACAGCUUCAUCUCUAAGCGCUGGCUCUCUUAUAGGCCAUGAGAGAUUCUAGCAAGAAUGAGACCACUGGUUGGCUAUGGUGACACAUACCUGUAAUCCUAGCACUCAGGAGGCUGAAGCAGGACGAUCACUGUAAGUUCAAAGCCAGUGUAGGGGGCCAGGGAUAUAUCUCAGUGGCAUAGCACCUGCCUGGUAAGCGCAAGGUCAUGAGUUCAACUGCUGGUAUCAAAACCAAAAAAGCUGGACACGUUGGCACAUACCUGUAAUCCCAGCACUCGAGAAGCUAAGGCAAGAGGAUUGCUGUGAGUUUUGUGACCUGGCCUACAAAGUGAGUUCAAGGACAGCCUGAACUGUGUAUCAAGACCCUAUCUCAAAAAAUCUAAAAAAUAAAAAACCAAAGCCAGUUUGGGCUACAAAGAA